AUGGAGAUCCAUUCGGUACUGCCUGAAGAGCGAGCAAGAGAUCCAAAAGGCGAGACACUGCCCUGGGGAUAUCGUUACGCAGACUCCGCUAGAAAUGCCAGACAACUGCCCGAAGAGAGCGGACCUUUCGGUCGCAAUCGAAGCAUAAGAUCCACAGCGUCGCGGACGCCGCGUGCAAGAACAGGCACGACACCUGUUCGGCAAAGGGAAAAUACUGCGGUCGCUGAAUUUGGGAGGUUAUUUGCGAAGGAACAGGCGAAAGAGGAAGAGAAGAAGACUGCGCUGCCAUCUCCUCCUCCGGCUUCAGGCGAAGCAGCGGCGACAGAACGACCUAUCCAACCAGAAGCCGUACCCACGGAAUGUUUACUUUACGGUUACGCCGGCAAGCAAUCGGAAUGGAAGGUCUUGUCCAAAUUUGAAAAGAUCGUUUCCCCCGGUAUUAUUUGCGAAGAUUACCCACGAGAAGAUCCCAAUCUCUACCUAUCCUCUAACUCGCCGCUUGGCCUCUCGAGGGGUUCUGUGGUGGUCCAUCAGAAUCUGAGUCGCGAGGCAAUUAGAAAGAGCAGGAUAUAUUGUGGUGGAAAUCACUGGAUCAAGGUCACAUUCGACUCCUAUCAGGCUGCAGAGAGAGCAUGUUUCUAUAGUCCCAUCGACAUCGAUGGAUACAUGGUUCAUUGCGAGAUGUGGCACGGAAAAGGGCCUGCAGCAGAUGUUCCCUUACUCAAAGGUCCUGCCUUCGGACCAGACAAGUCAGACCUUCAACCGCCACAGCCGCAGCGACAGCCGGAUGACGGUCGAAGAGCGCGGACGUUAGUCUCAUCACAAUCUUCCCGUAUGCUAUCAGGCAAACAGUCGGCUAUUGCAGGCUUCGAGCGGGCACUACAGACUCUGCCUCGAUCUCAUACAAUGCCUGACAUGCAAUACGGUCAGCCUUUGAGCCGUGAAGAUGAACUACUUUCUAUCGAGUCCGCAACCGCUUCGUCAGCAACGGCCACCGCCACAGACUUGGCCCCUCUUCAGCCGUUAUCGUCUAAUGGUCUUCGCUCCCGCUCCGUCCCUCAACUACCAAGCGAGACAGGCCACCCCUUGGAAUCAGAUUACAUGACGCACAUUAAGAACGUGAAGAAAGUUGUUCUACGACCGAUGUCGGAAGCUCUUCCUCCGCAACCGACGUUUGUGGAGAGAGUUCUUAGGAGUAUUCCUAUUGUGUCGUAUUUCAUGGGUAGCACGAAGCAAGGAGCGACGGGAAGACGCGAUGUCAUAGGAGAGGGUCCACUGCUCAAGGAUGAUGGAAGCUGGGAUCCAGCUAAUGGCUGGUACUGGAGCUUCUGGCACGGCGUGGAUAGAUGGUUUGGGACGGAUUUCUGUGGGUUGAAGGACGAUUGA
Molecule: messenger RNA, 1386 nt
Organism: Cladophialophora psammophila CBS 110553
Lineage: Eukaryota; Fungi; Ascomycota; Eurotiomycetes; Chaetothyriales; Herpotrichiellaceae
Exons: 2
Coding region: 1-1386 (461 amino acids)
Source: RefSeq, a predicted model, not a curated record